Planococcus citri (citrus mealybug) is the source of this 1838-nucleotide messenger RNA. Its product is annotated as ETS homologous factor-like. Gene Ontology annotation, molecular function: sequence-specific DNA binding; DNA-binding transcription factor activity, RNA polymerase II-specific. The transcript has 8 exons. Gene Ontology annotation, cellular component: nucleus. NCBI's taxonomy places the organism in Eukaryota, Metazoa, Arthropoda, Insecta, Hemiptera, Pseudococcidae. Gene Ontology annotation, biological process: cell differentiation; regulation of transcription by RNA polymerase II. Bases 345 to 1367 code for a protein of 340 amino acids. The record is from RefSeq and is a predicted model, not a curated record.
CGCUCCUCGUGCCUUUUUUUUCCUUCCUAUAUUUUUUUAAUUGUAUUCCGUAAAUACCUCCCUGUACACAAAAAGCCUUCUUCUGCGUUUUAGUAUUAAAGCACCAACUUUUAACGAUACUACAAACGCUGGCUAAAAGUUUUCCCGUAUUUUGCUUUCUUCUUCCGUGCUUUUUUUUAUUGAUCCGUUCUUGAUUUUAUCGUUCGGUUUGGUGUUUACAAUAAAUAAAAUAAUAAUAAUAGUCGGUUAUAUUAUUGUAAAAUCUUCGCCAAUUAACCCAGCACUACAUAUAUUGGUCAUGGUGUCCAGCAAACUCUAAGAUUUCCAUUUGUUUUUAAAAAUGUAUGUCUGAAAAAGAAUACGACUUUCUACCAAAUUUGUAUCUUCCAGAUCAAAUUUCUUUUGAUGAAAUCAUGUGGGAUGAGGAUAUACCAAGUUUCAUUCAAGCUUUAACAUCCUUGGAUGAGGGUUCAUUCAUAUCAAACUCAACGACAAACGCAUCGGCUACCAAAGUAUCUCAGUUUUAUUGUGAAAACAAAGAUCAAGAUUGUCCCAAUGAACAAUACGAUGAAGGUGCAUCUUCACCCGAUGCAGCCAGUGAUAGUUCAACAGUUAAAGGUUGGGAAGAGAUUCCAGUGAAGCAAUGGACCUGUCUGGAUGUAAUGCAAUGGUUGAAAUACACGUUGAUUCCAUUUGGUAUUGAUCCAGAAAGAAACGUGCUGUUUGAGAAUUUCAGAACUAUAGACGGAUUAGCUUUAUCUUCGAUGACUUUGUCAGAUUUUUUAACCUGUAGCUCAACCUUUGGCUCAUUCUUGUACGAUAAACUACAAACGUACUUGAGAACUGGAAGCUCUGUUUCUAAUUUAUACCAACUUCUACCUGUUCAAUCUGACUAUAAAGAUGUUCCAAGUGAUGUUGUUUCAUUAAUGCUUUCAGAAAACCAGUUAAAUUUACCGACCUGCAUAAGUGAAAAUUUCGUUAAACCUAAAGAAGAAGAAAGUAUUACCGAGAAGAAAAAACCCGGAAGGCCUAAAGGAGCUAAACGUAGAAAACAGUCAGAACAACGAUUGGGUAGACUAUGGGAAUUCAUAAGAGACUUAUUACUUAGUGAAAAAUAUUGCCCCAAGUAUAUUUGCUGGGAUAAUUACGAAGAAGGUAAAUUUAGAUUCGUUGAAAGUGAUAAAGUUGCCAAACUUUGGGGAUCUAUUAAAGGAAACGCGAACAUGAAUUAUGAAAAGUUUAGUCGAGCAAUGAGGUAUUAUUACAAAAGCGAAGUAUUACUGCCGGUAGAAGGUAGACGUCUUGUAUAUAAAUUUGGCCCCAAAGCGACCGGUUGGCGUACAAAUAAUCCUAACUUUCAGCUGUAACUUAUGAAAGCUCAAGACAAAAUUCCACCAAUCUGAUGGCUGUGAAAUUAUUUAUAUUAUUCAUAUACGUACGAUAAAGUUUAAUCGCUGAAGAAAAUAAUUGUAAUUUUCAAUAACCCCAUUCUUCCGUCGAACUCAGCAUUUAUGUAUAUUUUUAGUUGUUACGUCGUCGUUGGAAUUGGAAAAAAUCUUCUUAAUAUAGCGCUUUGUUUCGUUGAAUAAACAAUAAAAUUGUUUUCUAAUUUAUAGUCGUUGAAUCGAAUACUUAAAUGUACCUAUAUGUUACGAUGACUGUAUUUUUUAGAGUGGAGAAAAAAAAAUACAAUGUGAAUUCCAAGUGCUUAUUCAUACGUUCUCUUAUGGUACAUAUGAGAAGGUACAUGUUUUUAUAAAUUAUGUGUUAUUAUUCUGUAAUAUAGUGUUGAUUAUAUAUGAAUGGCUUUAUGAAAUAUAUUUUUGUGAUUAUUGUUU